AUGGAGCCCCAGAAGCUGCUGAGCAUUGGGUUUCUGCUGUGCUCUCUGACUUGCCUCUUAUUGGAGUCUGUAGCUUCCUCUAGGUUACCUUCUUCUUCCUUUGGAGCACAAGACAAAGCAGGAUGGAAACCACGCUCCAGGGAAAACCACGGAUCCUGGCUGAGCGACUUCAAGGAUUACUUGUGGAAUCUCAUCAAAAGCUCCCUACCUUCAGCAGCCAUUUUUGCUUUUCUUCUCAGUGGAAUAGUAAUGGGGAUCCUCUGCUGCGUCACGUAA
Hipposideros armiger (great roundleaf bat) is the source of this 276-nucleotide messenger RNA. RefSeq names its product small integral membrane protein 9 (gene SMIM9). Lineage: Eukaryota; Metazoa; Chordata; Mammalia; Chiroptera; Hipposideridae. The coding region runs from base 1 to 276 and encodes 91 amino acids. The record is from RefSeq and is a predicted model, not a curated record. The transcript has 2 exons.